AUGGCCACGGAGAGCUGUGGAGGAGAGGCCGCAACCCGCGCUUCCAGCGCCCAUGUGGAGGAAAUGGCCCCGGGACCUGGGAGGCGCGAGGUUUUAUCAGGGGCGGGGCGAGGGGAGCAGGAGCGCCCCCCCCACCCAAUGGGGACAGGCGCCGUGGCAAUGACGUGGACCACAGCACCCAACGGGGAUGUGGCAGGGGUGGACACGGGGUUCCGGGGCGAACGGGGUCGCGGGAUCGGGGGGGCCAGAGGCUAUAGAGGAAGUCAGGGUGAACUUGGUGAGAGUGGAUUUGAUGGCACUGAUGGAGAGCAGGGCAGAAAAGGCCCCAGAGGAGAACCAGGUGAACAAGGAGAAUCUGGUCUAAGAGGAGAUCAUGGAGAUCCUGGGGCUAACAAUAAUGUUACUGGCCCUAAGGGUGAAAAAGGAAAUAUAGCACCACAGGGAGACCCAGGCCCACAAGGACUCCAAGGAGAGCAGGGUGAUGCUGGCCUAGAUGGUGCAACAGGUCGAAGAGGCCCUCCAGGUAUAAAGGGUGAGCAAGGAGAUCUGGGAGAAACAGGUUACUCAGGAGAAACUGGUCUUCCAGGCCCACAGGGCCCAAGAGGACCGCAAGGGAUCAGAGGACCUCCCGGACCACAAGGCAUGCCAGGCCCUCUGGGUAGUCUGGGGAUGCCCGGUUCACCUGGCUCUGUUGGAAAGUUAGGUGUAAGAGGAGCAAAGGGUGAACCUGGUGACCCUGGAGAAAAGGGCUUAGCUGGACCACCUGGACAGAGAGGCAUUCCUGGCAUGGAUGGCAGAGAUGCCUAUGGUCCUGAAGGAAGCAAAGGAGCAAAGGGAGAAUCUGGAUUCAUAGGAUAUCCUGGUGCAGAGGGAGAAGAAGGAGAUCAAGGCAUUCCAGGAGCGAAAGGACCCAAAGGAAUUAGGGGUAGAAGAGGUAAUUCAGGCACACCAGGUUCCCUGGGAGAUCCAGGUGACCAAGGGCCAUCAGGACCUAUGGGUGCCAAGGGACCAGUGGGCACCAUUUUAAUGGAACCCUGUGAACUUGUGAAUUUUACCCGAAAAAACUGCCACACAUGCCCAGCUUAUCCAACUGAAGUGGUUUUUGCCUUGGAUAUGUCUGACGAUGUUACACCAGCUGCAUUUGAAAGAAUGAGGAACAUUGUUAUGUUAUUACUGAAAACCAUUAAGAUCAGUGAAAGCAAUUGCCCAACAGGCGCUCGUGUCUCUGUUGUUUCUUUCAAUAGCAACAUGCACUACCUCAUCCGAUUCUCUGAAUUCCAAAAAAACAAUUUGCUGCUGCAAGCAGUCCAGAGAAUCCCACUAGAGAGAUCCAGUGGAAAACGAAAUAUUGGAGCGGCCAUGCGAUUUGUUGCAAGAAAUGUCUUCAAACGUGUUCGUCAGGGCAUCCUCACAAGAAAAGUUGCCCUAUUUUUUGCCAAUGGUCCAUCGCAGGAUGAUGUUGCCAUCAGCACAGCUGUGCUCGAGUUGAGUGCCUUGGAUAUCACUCCAGUGGUUAUUGCCUUCAGUGAAGUGCCAAAUAUCAGACGUGCCUUCUCUAUUGAUGACACAAGAAGAUUUCAGUUAUUUGUUUGGGAAAGACAACAAGAUGAAAAUUUGGAGGGCAUCACAUAUUGUACACUGUGCUUUGAUAAAUGCAAUCCAAGAACCAACUGUGAGGUGCCUUUUUCUCCCCUGGUUCAGAUGGAUAUGGAUAUAACUUACAUCAUGGACAGCUCUCGCAGCAUUAGCAGUGAAGAGUUUCAGAGAGCCAAAGACUUUAUGAGCAACAUGGUGGAUCAGUUUGUCGUUUCCUCACAGCCAAACGAAUCAUAUGGAGGCAUCAGAGUGGCACUUGUGCAGCAGGCUCCCAGAGGCUUCCUGCCUGACAGAAACCAAACACCUGUGGCUUUGGAGUUUGACCUAGUCACAUACAGCAAUAAAGAUUUGAUGAAGAAACACAUCCAAGAGUCUGUUCACCAGCUGGAAGGGCCAUCAGCCAUUGCUUCUGCUCUACACUGGACAGUUGAAAAUGUAUUCUUUAAAGCCCCCAGACAAAGAAAACACAGGGUCAUAUUUACAAUAGUCGGAAGCAAAACAAGCACAUGGGACAGAGAAAGGCUGAGAGAGAUUUCACUCGGAGCCAAGUGCCAAGGAUUCACCUUAUUCACUCUUGCACUUGGCAGCGAUGUGAGUGACAAUCAGCUGAUGGAGCUGUCAAGCUCCCCCACAGAUCAGCACUCACUGACACUGGGCAGGUUUUCCACACCGGAGAUGGUGUAUGCUCAGAGGUUUAGCCGCACAUUCCUGAAUCUUCUACAACAAGAAAUGAACAGUUAUCCUUCACCUGAACUUCAAGAAGAGUGUGAAAACUUAGAUCGGGGAGACAUACAACAGGAAGCGUCCAUGAUUGAAAGGAUACCUUUUCCUGGAAUGGCUGAAAGUGGUUCCAGUCAAGUUUUAGAAGACAUGGAAAAAAAUGAAAGUAGAGUCAUGAAGAGUAUGAAAGAGACCACCAAAGAACCUGUAUACACAGUGCCAGAAAUGAGAGAUGAUUAUGAGGAGAAUGAGUAUUUCACAGACGAAAAUGCUAAAAGGGAAAAGCUUCAAGAGUGUGGAAAAGCUCAGGAGAAGAACAGGAAAAACUUAGAGACAACAGCAGAAACUAGAGCUGCCUGUAAUGAUUAUGAUGCAUGUGGCCUUGUUCAAGAUAGUGGAGAAUGUCAGAAUUACAUUUUGAAGUGGUACUACGACAAAGAACAGAAAAGAUUGGAGAAAAAAAUCAGGAUGCAUCUGGACUUUGAUAGAGCUGGCUCUUCCUGGUAAACAUGCAUGUUUAAAACCCAGCUUCUUCAGCUUUCUGACUCUGGCCAUUCUUUUCAAGCCCCUCAGAGAGGAUGCUCAGAGAGAAUCACCAAGACUAA
Messenger RNA from Vidua macroura (Pin-tailed whydah), 2921 nucleotides. Its product is annotated as collagen alpha-4(VI) chain-like. The coding region runs from base 1 to 2823 and encodes 940 amino acids. The transcript has 24 exons. The record is from RefSeq and is a predicted model, not a curated record. NCBI's taxonomy places the organism in Eukaryota, Metazoa, Chordata, Aves, Passeriformes, Viduidae. Gene Ontology annotation, molecular function: serine-type endopeptidase inhibitor activity.